AUGAUACAAGAAAGAAAUGAUGUAUUAAUCAACCGAGAAGUAAGAAUUUUACAAACGUUAAAUCACGUAAACGUGGUCAGGUAUCACGCAGCCUGGAGAGAACAUGGCACACCAGAUGUUGAACUUGAUAAAGUUUACAUCAAGAUGGAUUACUGCGAUUACAACCUUCAACAAGUGUACAAUAUUAUCACGGGCUCCGGGUCGCAACAUACACAAGGUGUGGGCACUUUAUCAUAUAAAGCGCCCGAGGUGAAACAUGGCGGCGAGUACAAUCAUCAGGCCGAUGUGUUUAGCCUGGGCAUUAUGCUAAUGCAAUUUUUUGAUGUAAAUGUUAACAAGCAGGACAUACACACGGAGAUAAAGGACCUGUUGACCCGGAUGAUUGCUGGCCGGGCGAUUGAUCGACCAUCAUGUUCAGAAAUCAUGAAAUAUAACUAA
Molecule: messenger RNA, 438 nt
Organism: Medioppia subpectinata
Lineage: Eukaryota; Metazoa; Arthropoda; Arachnida; Sarcoptiformes; Oppiidae
Source: the annotation of a GenBank genome assembly